CACGUUUAUGCCUAUUGUUCAUAAAUAAGUUUGUAUAUUUCCAAUAUAUUCAAUUUUAGCGGUAACUAUGGAAUUUAAAGAGGAAAUUAAGGAAGAGUUUGUUGAAUAUAACCAACAAGAUAUAGAGAGCCAGCUCCCAGCCACAUCCAUAGAUUUAGAAAACUUCAAAAAUGAAUUAGAAGAUAACUCAGAAAUGGGAGUAAGAGCUAAAAUUAAGGAAGAGUUUGCUGACGGUUGUCAAGGAUAUACAGAGAGCCAGCUAUUUACAUCCCCAGAUCUUGAAGACUUGAUUAAUAAAGCAGAUGAAGAUACCUCAGGUUUUUCUCAGAAUGGAAUGGAAAUCAUAAAAACUGAACAUGUAUGCACUACAGAUCAACAAAUAUGUUCAAACACUGAAGAAACACCAUUAAAAAAUUCUAUUGAUAAAUGUAAAAUUUGUUUAAAGCAAUUUAGCCUGAACAGUUCUUUGAAACGACAUAUAAAAACGCACACUGCAAAAAAGCUUUACAAGUGUGAAAUUUGUUUUAAACACCUUUCUCGAAAAGAUAAUUUGAAGGCACAUAUGAGAUUGCACACUGGGGAAACGCCUUAUAAAUGUGAAAUUUGUUUUAAACAGUUUAGUCAAACAGGUCAUUUGAAAUCGCAUAGGAAAAUUCACACUGGAGAAAAGCUUCACAAGUGUGAAAUUUGUUUUAAGCAGUUUCCUGCCAUCAGUUUAUUGAAAAGACAUUUGAGUGAGCACACUGGAGAAAAACUGUACAAGUGUGAAAUUUGUUGUAAUCAGUUUGCUUUGCCAUAUCAUUUGAAAAGUCAUUUGUUGGUGCAUACAGGAGAAAAGCCUUACAAGUGCGUACUUUGUUUUAAGCAGUUUAACCAGGCAACUUCUUUAAAACAACAUAUAAAAACGCACACUGUAGAAAAGCCUUAUAAGUGUGAAAUUUGUUUAAAACAGUUUAGUCAAACAGGUCAUUUGAACAUACAUACAAAAACUCACACUGGAGAAAAGCCUUAUAAAUGUGAAAUUUGUUUUAAACAGUUUAGUCAAAGAAGUAAUUUGAAAACACAUAUGAAAAUUCACACUGGAGAAAAGCUUCACCAGUGUGAAAUUUGUUUUAAGCAGUUUACUGCAAUUAGUCCAUUGAAAAAACAUUUGAGAGCGCACAGUGGAGAAAAACCGUAUAAGUGUGAUAUUUGUUCUAAUCAGUUUGCUUGGCCAUAUCAUUUGAAAAAUCAUUUGCUGGUGCACACUGGAGAAAAGCCUCACAAGUGCGAAAUUUGUUCUAAGCAGUUUACUCGAGUACCUGAUUUGAAAAUUCAUUUGAGAGUGCACACUGGAGAAAAGCCUUAUAAGUGUGAAAUUUGUUUCAAGCAGUUUAGGACAAAAAUGCUAUUGAAAAGGCAUGUGAGAGUGCACACUGGAGAAAAACCAUACAAGUGCAAGAUUUGUUGUAAUCAGUUUAACCGAGCAAAUAGUUUAAAAACACAUUUGAGAGUACACACUGGAGAGAAGCCUUAUAAGUGCGAAAUUUGUUUUAAACCGUUUAGUGAUGCAAGUAAUUUGAAAACACAUUUGAAAUGUCACACUGGAGAAAAGCCUUACAAGUGUGAAAUUUGCUUUAAGCAGUAUAGACAAAGAAGUAAAUUGAAACAACAUUUGAUGCAUCACACUGGAAAAAGCCUUAGUUAAACAAGUCAUUUUAAAACAUAUACAAAAGUUUACCCUGGAGAAAAGCCUUGCCAGUGUGAAAGUUGUUUUAAGCAGUUUAUUCAUAAAGUUUUUGGAUGAACAUAUGACAGUUCACACUUUAGGAAAAGCCUUAUAAGUGUGGAACUUGUUUUAAACACUUUCGUCAACUAUUUCAUUUGAAAAGUCAUAUGGGGGUACACACUGGAGUACACCCUAUAUGUUGACGACAUCUGGAGGGGAGUAUUCAAAAUUCGUGGUUUACACAGGCAUCUUAAAUUAUUGUGGAGUAAAAGGACACACCAUUAAUGCCGCUGAAAAGAUAGAAUGAUCACGUGAAUGACACGCACUCUUAAAUAUUCCUCUCCCUAUGUUAUCACUUUUCUUACGUUUACACCGCUCAACAAAAACGGACACUCUCGCUAUAAUAUAUUUACACCGUUUUUUACAGGUUAUUAAACGUAACAAACAAUUAAUAAAAUCGUUAAUAAACCUAACUCAGACAAUAACCAGCUAGCGGAAGUAAAACAUAAAUUAAUAAUGACGGUGUAAACAGUCUCUCAGAAGAUCUAGUUUUGACCGCCUGUCGAUGCUUGCAGUGACUGAUCAUGCAACCUUGGAUUCCAUCUUUUAAGCGGCCAGGGUAUAGCACAGCGUCUUGCGUAUAAAAAAACGCAUUGUAGAGGAACUAUUCAAGUUAAUAGAAAAUCAUUUCUCCGAUAAAGGACAAUGUUAAAAAAAUGAAACUAUAGCAAAGUAUGUGAAUGGCAUAAUGAUCGGUAAAUGGAAAGAGAAAAGUUGCACAUAUUUCCACUGAGCAUAAGAAUGAUAUGUUGGGAAUUCUUACAAGACAAGAGAAGAAAACAAAAUCGAUUCCAAUUAUCCAAUAUAAUAAAUAUGUCUGAUGUGGAUAGGCAAGUUCAGAUGCUUGCAUACCAAGACUUAUGCCCAUAUUUAUAGUCGAUAAUUAAGUAUCGGUCGAUGCUUGAGGUCGACCUUGAAUCAUAUUUGUGUUCUAUACACCGAUCUCAAGUACGAACUCGAGCUUGAGUAUGCAAAAAUGACAGCUCACGCUCAAGCUUCCGAUCGACCUCCCUUGGUCCCUUGAGCACGAGAUCCUAACCUAACUUUGUUUAUGUCUAUUAACAUUUUUUCCAAUUCGCUUCCAAUGCCUAUAUAUUCUUUUGAAAUUAUGGAUAUUGUUGUUCAAAAUCCAGGAUCAAGUCAUGACCGAAAGAGGUUAACUUCCAGAAUUAUUAAUAGGUGACAGUGAAUAUGCAUGCAGACACUAUCUGCUGACUCCAGUAUUACAACCAGAUAUUUAUUGAUAAUUGGCUAAACAAAAAAUAAGUUAUUUGAGAGAUAUAUCGUUUUAGGUAAUGAUCAAAAAAUAGAUAUAAUAGUGCAUAUGUAAGAAAUGUUAUCAAAAGGCUAUUUGGAACCUGGAAAAUAUGGUUUCCCUGUCUUCGAUGAGGGCUACAAACCAAAUUAAAUACAUCUAUCUCUUACAAUAAUAAGUGCUACAGCAGUACUCUACAAUAUGUAUAUGUUUACAGGAAAAUGAUGAUAGUGACAUUGAUUUUCUAGAAAAUCUGAUGUGCCAAUAAAUAGAUAUGUUAAUGAUGUAGACCAAGGUUUAAAUUUUAGGAGACGUUUUAUUCAACAAGUUUUGCGUGUGAGUGAG
This is a messenger RNA of Diabrotica balteata, 3368 nucleotides long. Lineage: Eukaryota; Metazoa; Arthropoda; Insecta; Coleoptera; Chrysomelidae. The record is from the annotation of a GenBank genome assembly.